Messenger RNA from Trematomus bernacchii (emerald rockcod), 6053 nucleotides. RefSeq names its product xylosyltransferase 1-like. Gene Ontology annotation, biological process: heparan sulfate proteoglycan biosynthetic process; chondroitin sulfate proteoglycan biosynthetic process. The record is from RefSeq and is a predicted model, not a curated record. Gene Ontology annotation, molecular function: protein xylosyltransferase activity. The coding region runs from base 411 to 3203 and encodes 930 amino acids. The transcript is spliced from 11 exons. Gene Ontology annotation, cellular component: membrane. Lineage: Eukaryota; Metazoa; Chordata; Actinopteri; Perciformes; Nototheniidae.
UUUUAUUAUUUUAUUGUAUUCUUUAUUUUUUUCGUAGUUGCAUUUGGUUAUUUAUUGGAGCUACUCUACAACAUGCUGCCCAGGCCCGCAGAAAUGCUGGCUCCGGCAGUGACUUCUGGUGCUCCUCUUCUCCGCUGGUUCAUAAAACUGCAGCGACGUAAUUUGCUUAAUGACAAAAUAAAUGUUCACUAAACUGUUUACAUGUCAAUGGCCACAUGGGGGCCUCCGUGUCCUCUCUACCGCCUCCAACCUCUCUCUCCUCAUUUCAAGCCUUUGCCAAAUUCCCUCCCUCCUCCUCUGCCUGGCAGUAGUCCCUCUCAGGCCGAGUAGGGGAGCAUUCACACCCCGCUGUCGGUGUUUAGCGGAUGGGGCUCUCAGCCUGAGCCGGAGGGAGGAGGAGGAGGAGAAAGAUGACCGGUAUCCCGUGUCCCCGCAGGCUGGCCCGGCGCUCCAAGUCCGCCCUGUUGAUCGCCGCCUUGGCCGUGCUGCUGGUCCAGACCCUCAUCGUGUGGAACUUCAGCAGCCUGGACUCCGCAGGCGGCGGGGACGGAGGCGCCAGGAGCCGGGAGAAGAGAGAGGAGCGAGCCGGGGGGCUCAACAAAGCAGACAAGGAGCACCAGCGGAGGGGGCUGCAAAAGAAGGGCGACCCGCCGCCGCUCGAGAAGGCGGCCGUACAGCACAAGCUGCAGGCGGAUGCCUACCAUUCCCACCGUCCCAAAGAGAAACUCCGCCUGGACAGCAACAACAACGAGAACUCGGUCCCUAAAGACUUUGACACCAUCGACAGCAACAGCAACCUGGGAGCCCGACGGCAGCGGUUUCCACUCGCUAACUCCAAGCGCAAGCUGGACAAGGCCCAAGCACAGAGCAUGCUGGGAAAACCUGCAAACGAGGUCCUCAAGUUCCCUCCGGUGCAACCCAGAGGGGUGGAGCCCCAUAACAAUCGCACCCACGUCCGUGAACCCCACCCCCAGGUUCCAACGGUCCCAAUACCGGUGCAGGGGUCCGAUCAGUUUCACACGGCGAAGAGGUCCUCUACGCUGCCAUCGCCCGGCGUGGUGGUGAAGAAGGAGCAGCCGCAGUGCGAGAUCAGCGGGAAGGAAGCCAUUUCUGCUCUGUCCCGGGCCAAGAGCCGCGAGUGUCGGCAGCAGAUAGUGGAGAUCUACUGCAAACACAAAAACAAAGCCCUGAUGCCGGAGAGAGUGCCUCGCUACUGCCCCAUAGAAGGCAAGGCCAAUGUGAACGUACAGUGGGACGAGGACCCCUCGGGGUCCGCCCAGCUGGUCCCGGCCCGGAUGGCCUUCGUCCUGGUGGUCCACGGCCGGUCCUCACGUCAGUUCCAGCGUCUCUUCAAAGCCAUCUACCACACCUCGCACUACUACUACAUCCAUGUGGACCAGAGGUCCAACUAUCUCUACAAAGAGGUCCUGUCUCUGGCCGGACAGUAUCCUAACGUCCGGGUGACUCCCUGGCGGAUGUCCACCAUCUGGGGCGGGGCCAGCCUGCUGACUAUGUACCUGCGCAGCAUGGAGGACCUUCUCAAAAUGUCCGACUGGUCCUGGGACUUCUUCAUCAACCUCAGCGCCGCAGACUACCCCAUCAGGACCAACGAGCUGCUGGUGGCGUUCCUGUCCAAGUAUCGCAACAUGAACUUCAUCAAAUCUCACGGCAGAGACAACGCACGAUUCAUUCGUAAGCAGGGUCUGGACCGUCUGUUCCUCGAGUGUGACACGCACAUGUGGCGUCUCGGGGACCGUAAGAUCCCAGAGGGCAUUGCGGUGGACGGAGGCUCUGAUUGGUUCCUGCUGAACCGGCCCUUCGUGGACUACGUGGUGAACUCCAGAGACGAGCUGGUCAGCAGCAUGAAGAGCUUCUACACCUACACACUGCUGCCUGCUGAGUCGUUUUUCCACACGGUUCUGGAGAACAGCGCCCACUGUGAGACGAUGGUGGACAACAACCUGAGGCUCACCAACUGGAACCGCAAGCUGGGAUGUAAAUGUCAGUACAAACACAUCGUGGACUGGUGCGGCUGCUCGCCCAACGACUUCAAGACCUCCGACCUGCCGCGCUUCCAGCAAGCGUCGAGACCCACCUUCUUCGCGAGGAAGUUUGAGGCCAGCGUGAGCCAGGAGAUCAUCAACCAGCUGGACUCCUACCUAUUUGGAUCUCACCCCUCGGGGACCCCGGGGCUCCAGGCCUACUGGGAAAACAUCUAUGAGCAUGAGACGGACGGCCCCGCCAGCCUAUCAGACUCCACGCUCAGCCACUACCACGCCUUCGCUCGUAUGGGACUGUCCCGCGCCGCCAGCUCGCUGCAGGGACACCCCAAUGACAACAGCUGCAGGUUCAUGUCCACGAGCCACCCCGUAUCCGUCCACCUCUACUUCCUGUCAGACAAGUUCCAGGGCUACCUGCUACGCCACGUGGCCACCAACCGAGCCUCCGCCCAGCUGGAGAGCCUGGAGACCUGGGUAACCUCCAAAGACCACUACACCCCCGCCAGCCCCCCCCAACCCAACAACAGGCUGCAGCACGUCCAGGUAGGGGCGGACUGGGACCCUAAGGAGCGUAUCUUCAGGAACUGGGGGGGUCUGCUGGGCCCCAGGGACGAGCCGGUUGCCGUGCAGCGCUGGAGCCGCAGCCAGAGCAACCUGACGGCCACCGUGGUGUGGAUCGACCCCACCAACGUCAUCGCCGCCACCUACGACAUCCUGGUGGACGCCUCCGCCGAGGUCACGCACUACCGGCCGCCCCUCAGCCCCCCGCUGAGGCCCGGCCUGUGGACCCUCAGGGUGCUGCACCACUGGAACCUGCUGGGCCAGACCAGCUUCAUCAUGGCCCCGCUCGAGUUCCACCGGCAGCAGCCCAUACAGCAAGAGGACACCCUGCGGCUGCACAGCGGCCCGCCCAAGAACUCCUACAUGGAGCAGAGCUUCCACGGCCUGAACCCCGUGCUGCGGCUGCCGGUGAGUCUGGGGGCAGUGGAGGAGGCGGAGGCCAACGCCGGCCUGACGGGGGCGCCGCUGCGUCGCUGGCUGGACCGCCUGCUGGAGGGCCACUGGUCGGCCGCGGACGUCUGCUCCAUGGGCCCCAGCGUGUGUCCCAUCAUGCAGCGCUGCAAGCUCACCCCCUGGAGCUCCGCCAGCCCCGACCCAAAGUCUGAGCUCAGCCCCCCCAGAGAGGACGGGAGGAUCAGGUAGCAGACGUACGGACUGAGGGAGGACACAAGGAACACAUGAAGGAAGACACACGUCCUGUCUGAUAUUUAUUUAUUUAAAAGUGUGUGCAACGUUACAGUGAAAUGGAUUAAUGAAACUCUGGAGGCAGCGACGGGUAGAAGAGAGGAAGCAUCUCCUUCAGUCCUCAGUCAGUCUGCUGCUCUCAUUGUUGCUUGGGACAUCAUGCUGUGUGCGAGUGUGUGGGUGUGAAUAAGUGUGUGUGGACGCGGUGUGUCAGAAGAACUCUAUACCUCCUGAUGUGAGCGUUUCCCUGGGGGAAGGUAGGCAGGUGUUACAUGUUCAGAUGCUGAAAUAUAAAACAGUUGGUCCUUGUAGACCAAUUCAUACUUUCUGUGUCCAUGAAGGUCCCGAGCCCCCUGGAAGAGCGCCUGGCUUUGAGCUCAUUUUUAUCUUGGCCAAGCGGUGGAAUUAUAACUUUCCUGUCUCAAGAUGACGUACAGCACACCUCUAGCUGGAAGAAACAGGAACAAAUGAGCAAGCAAUAGAAAUAUGUCAUAUUUAUUUUGUAUUAUUUAUUUGGUGCCAAAAUGACCAUUUAAUUCAAAAGUGUUCAAAACAAAGAACUGUCUGAAUCCUUCAGUCAGCCUAUUUUAUUGGACUUUACACACGUUUUAAAUCUGCUCCAUACUCACUGUAGAAACGGAUGUCACUUUCAAAGCGUGCAACUAAUAUACGAGUCAUUUAUUCAGAAGAGGGUUUAUAACAUUUUUAUAUAUAUAAGUCAGUGGCUAAUAUUUCAUAUGCUGGAAUUUGCUUUGACAAAAACAUCUGCUUUGCUUGGGCGGUGUCUAACGGUUACAACAUUUUGUAUAACUUGGUCUCAAUUUUGUUGUUGUUAUGUUAUAAUGAAAUGAUUGGAUGGAAAACAUGUAAUGAUAUACCUAUCAGCAGUAAACGGAGCACAAGUUAAGCCUUGGAAGGGAAUAUUGUUCUGUAUGUCUGAACACAGAGCAUAUAAAAUAAGUUAUGCAGAUAAAUAAGUUAGAUAAAUUGAUAAUUGAAUGUGAUAAGAAGAGAUUUGUUCCACAAUUAAUAUUCCUGUAUUCAGAAUAUCAGAUUGUAGUACUCUGGAAAGUUAAUGGGCAAAAGCAAAUUCUCGAAAGAUUUUUGGUUCCUUCCAUACUAAAAAAAAGAUAUACCCAUGCAUAAAGUAUUUCGCUGAGAGUUGAGUUUGAGUGUAGUGCAGGGGAGAGGAGACCACCGACACAGGUUUUGCACCUUUAGAGUUCCAUGCUGCUCUGUGAUGGACUAUGUGCCAAGACGGUAAAUAUUCAUAGGGUUGCACCAGUUAGGAUGAAGGUUACACUGUGUGGCUUUUAAGAGCAGUGACGCAUAAGAGGCUUAUGUAAACAACAACAGCUUUAAUAACGGUCUUUUAAAGACUUGGCUAAUAUUUUCAGUUUUAGUCAGAGACACUGAACAUAAACAAUACUGUUAGUGAAAACAAAUCUGAAAGGUUGGUUAUUACUGGAUUACAUGUCAGUUCAGUUGCAUUGGAUAGAGUUUGGAAUUGUAGCUACAUAAGAUUUUAUUUAUUAAUCUUCUGUUUUUUUAUGGAUUACACAAACUACGUUUAAAAGAAAUUCAGCUUUAGAUGAGCCAGGCUAGCCUUUCCCACUUGCUUUCAGUCUUUAUGAUAAGAUAAUCAUAUUUCUUUGUUAAUUUACAGCAAGAAAGGGAAUAAAUGUUCUCCUGAAAAUGUCCAAAUAUUACUUUUCAACCCCACCCUACAUAUGUUACUUGAGUUACCAAAUAACAACUAACAAAGCCUGAUACUCGCUGGUGCAAUCCAUCUUUUGUUUGAUACUAUAAAAACUGAUAUUUACAAUUUUUUGAUCAAUCAUUUCAAUGUGUGUAGUUGCCAUGUGACUAUUAUUGGGACCAAAACUGGAGAGGAGUGUUUUUGUUUUGUUUUAACCAUGAGAGUGAAGCUGAGAAUGAUUGUUGUUCUGUGACAGUCAGCACUUUACGUAUAGCAUAUAAUGGUCACAAAAAGGAUUGUGACUAUUAUAUAUAAAUUAUUAUUUGAAAUGGACGCCUGGUGCAGAUGUUACCAGAUGUUAUGUUUCAGCACAGUGUUGGUGGGUGUAGCCCUGAAAGAGCCAUCUUCUGUUAAAUAUAUCAGACAUGUACUGCCACUAGAUUAAGGGUUCAAAUGACAGCAACAGGUACGAUCUGGUUAUGUUUUAACCUUUGGAUUUCUGAAUUAGACUGAGGACAUUUCCCUUGUUGUGAAUCCUUUACUUUUAUUAUGUAAAAAGCAUAAUAUAAAAAAAAUAGGUUCACCUGUAAGGGAGAUUAUUAGGAAAGAUAAUAUGCGAGAAUGAGGGCAAGAGCACCAACAAAUAACUUAAAUUACUAAAUAAAAACAGUAUUUUGCUUAACAUUCAAGACGGUAGCCUAACUUUGAAAUAGUUCUUUAUGGUUUUGUGUCAACAAAAUACUAAGGUUUGUUCAUGAAAAACCCUAUUGCUGAAUUAAAUCUGUAUUUAUUUCGAUUCUGGGACAAAAGCUGUAAAAUAAAGCGGGCUCUUAUUUUGAAAUGUAGCAUGAGGGGUAUAUAGGUCUAAAGGAGAUGUUCACCACAAAGACGUGAAAAAACAAUCACCAGGUAGAAAACUCAUGACUAUUUUAUUUAGUAAACAUGUUUUUAGUUAAUCCGACAGUCAUUUGGUUUAAAUGUCGCAUCAUUCGAUUCACACAAAAUCUUCGGUUUUAAAUACAUUUCUUAUGGACAGAGUUUUCAGAAUUACUUUUUUGUAAAAUGUAAACAUUAUUUAUUAAUUAAAGGUGGGGUAGGUAAGUUUGAGA